AUGAGUGUUACUUUGAGUUGCGAUCAUCGAGUAGUAGACGGUGCCGGACUUGUAGAUAUCAGUAAUGAUGUCAAAGCAUUAGCAGCUAAAGCUAGAGAUGGCAAACUUAAACCACAGGAGUUUCAAGGUGGAACUUUCACUAUAUCUAACUUAGGAAUGUUUGGCAUUAAAAAUUUUGCUGCCAUCAUUAAUCCACCUCAGGCAUGCAUUUUAGCAGUUGGUAAAACUGAAAAAAGAAUAAUUCCAGAUGAAACUACGGAUACAGGGCAAGUAAAAUUUAUGACAUAUUAAUGAUAAUGAUUCAUGUACAAUUAUCCUACUGGCACUGAUAUGAAUAUAUACAGUAAGGAAUUUACUAAUAUUUAAUUAAUUUACUGUUUACACAUUUGCUAAAUCAUUCAAGUAAUGAUUUGAUUUUUGCUUACAAUCAUAAACAAAUCUUUACCAUUAAUUAAUAUAAUUUCUUGGAGUGAACAAUAUUUUAGAAAAUUAGCAAUCUUGAUUGAAUAUUGAUCAUUAGGAAUUAACAAAAUAAAUACAGAUCUGAAGAUGCUAGAUUACUAUUUUAUAUUUUUAAUAAGAGAAAUCAAAAUCGAGAGUACCACAUGUUGAUCUUUAUUUCUUUUGUUAGACAUAAUUCUCUUGUUGAUUAUAAGUGUGUAACCUAAAAGAGCUAAAGUUUCCUAAAAAGUUUUUGCUCUAGAACACCUUGAAUUAGAUUUACAUUUGAGAAAUUUCCUUAACAAGAGUGAAAUAAAAAAUAGUAAAAAGACAUGGCCGGCGGUAAUUACAUUUAAUAAAAUUAUAAAAAAUACGACAUUUUUACAAAGGUGAGAACCUUGUUUCUGUCAGUCUUUCCGCCGUUUCAUUUGUACACCAUCAGCGAUCCUUAAGACAAUUCACAAAAUUUUCCGGGGACGACCUUCCUUUUAAGGCUACUGCCUCGGUAAAAAAAUGUAAAAACAGGCAAAGCGUCCUCU
Centruroides sculpturatus (bark scorpion) is the source of this 980-nucleotide messenger RNA. Its product is annotated as dihydrolipoyllysine-residue acetyltransferase component of pyruvate dehydrogenase complex, mitochondrial-like. Gene Ontology annotation, molecular function: dihydrolipoyllysine-residue acetyltransferase activity. Lineage: Eukaryota; Metazoa; Arthropoda; Arachnida; Scorpiones; Buthidae. The record is from RefSeq and is a predicted model, not a curated record. Gene Ontology annotation, cellular component: pyruvate dehydrogenase complex. The transcript has 4 exons. The coding region runs from base 1 to 291 and encodes 96 amino acids. Gene Ontology annotation, biological process: pyruvate decarboxylation to acetyl-CoA.